GGCCUGGGAAGGAGGCAGCGCUCUCAGCUUUGAUCACCGCAGAGGGGCCGGGGCGGGGGUGCCCCUUUUCUCUCUCCUCCCUCGGGCAGCUCUCCGAGAUUGCAUGAGCCCACUUCUGGCCUGGACAGCUGAUGUCAGGUUUCUGCCCAGGCUCUGCUGGGUGGGUCUCUAGGAGCAGCCUGAUGGAGCUUUAAGCGAGCGCCUGCCAUGUGCCAGGACGGCGCUGAGCUAAAUGAACUCAUUGCCUGGUUCUCACGUAAUCCUCCUGGAAAGUGGAAAGACGGACGGGAACCCAGGGGCGCGACUCCAGGGGGGUACAGGCACCGCCUCCCCGAGGCCGCGCGGGUCAGGCCGAGUCUCCUCUGCGUUCCUCCUGGCAGAGCUCUGCAGGCAGCGGGUGUUUUUCCUUUGCGCAGCGUGUCCAGCCUUUCCCCUUCGUGUGCGGGGUCACGUCGUCUGUCCCUCCAUCUCCCUCCAUGGUGACAUCUUUAAAGGGUAGCUCAAUUCUAUGCCAGGGAAAAGCAGUAAUAAUAGCGCUGGUUGCCUUUGGUCCCUGUUCUCCCAGGCGAGGGGGACUUCAUAGGGGUCUCCCUGUGGUGGGAUAAUUCCACCAUCCAAGGAACCGAGAUAAGUUUGAGGGCCUACUAUGUGCCAGGUAUUGUGUUAGGUAAAGGCGGAUAAGAUUUGGGCCCUCCCUCUGUGGGAAGUCUAGUAGAAUCUGGAUAAGAAUUGGCCUCCUUCUCUGUUCCGGCUACUGAGGAACAGAGAGUUAUGUGGAAAAACCCUAUUUUCCAAAAUACUCUCCACUAUUUUGCCUGAAUUGGCCAAUCAUCUGACUUUAAAUUAGAUCGUCCUGUCUGGUUCAUUAAAGGGGACAUUCUUUUCAGACUCCAAACCCCACGAUGAGUUCUUGCAGAAUGACAGAAUUCGGAUUACGCAUUUGACAGAACUUCAGAGACUUGCAGGUGGUGCACUUGCUGUGGAAGUUGAUGUGCAGCCAGCCAGCAGCCUACAUCUUUCUCCAGAACCCCCCGGGCCUGCCUGCCAUUGCCGUCUGCUGGUUUGUGGGCUGCCUCUGUGGGAGCAAGCUCGUCAUCGACUGGCACAACUAUGGCUACUCCAUUAUGGGUCUGGUGCACGGCCCCAGCCACUGCCUUGUUCUGCUGGCCAAGUGGUACGAGAAGCUUUUUGGGCGCCUCUCCCACCUGAACCUGUGUGUGACCAGUGAGAUGCGGGAAGACCUGGCAGAGAACUGGGGCAUCAAAGCUGUGACUCUCUACGACAAGCCAGCAUCUUUCUUUAAAGAGACUCCCUUGGACCUGCAACACCGGCUCUUUAUGAAGCUGGGCCGCACCUACUCAGUGUUCAGGGCCAGCUCGGAAGCCACGGAGAGGUCGGCCUUCACUGAGAAGGAUGCUAAGAGUGGGAUGGUGACACGCCUUCGUGGGCGGCCGGCCCUGUUGGUCAGCAGCACGAGCUGGACAGAGGAUGAAGACUUCUCCAUCUUGCUGGCAGCGUUAGAAAAGUUUGAACAGCUGAUCCUGAAUGGAGAAAGCUUGCCUUCUCUGGUCUGUGUCAUAACAGGCAAAGGGCCUCUGAAGGAGUAUUACAGCCGCCUCAUUGGCCAGAAGCAUUUCCAGCACAUCCAGGUCUGUACCCCAUGGUUGGAGGCUGAGGAUUACCCCCUGCUUUUAGGGUCAGCGGACCUGGGCGUCUGCCUACACAAGUCCUCCAGUGGCCUGGACCUGCCCAUGAAGGUGGUGGACAUGUUUGGAUGCUGCCUGCCCGUGUGUGCCAUGAACUUCUGGUGCUUACACGAGCUUGUGAAACAUGAGGAAAACGGCCUGGUCUUCGAGGACUCAGAGGAGCUGGCAGUUCAACUGCAGAUGCUUUUCUCAAAGUUUCCAGAUCCUGCUGGCAAACUGAACCGGUUCAGGAAGAACCUUCGGGAGUCCAAGCAGCUUCGUUGGGACGAGAGCUGGAAACAGACAGUUCUCCCUUUGCUUGUGGACACAUGACCCGUUGGGCCAAAGACUGAACCCCCUGAGCAUGCCCUGGUGUUGGAUGUCACAAAGAGGGAGACCCUGACAUCCGAUGCGAACCCCUCCCUGCUCUCCUAUCCUUGCCACCAGAAACCUGGUCCGCUUCCCUCCUGCAGCUUCUUCCAGCUGCUGCCCAGUCCCUGGGCAAACUGUAGAGCAGCGCCUCCCAGUGGGUGGCCAUUGCAAGGACAGCAACAGGUGCCGCCUGUGGAAUGUUACUCCCCCCACCCCCUUCCUUUAAACUUUAUUCAGGAGGCAAAUUUUGGCAGUUUCAUGACCUUUUUGGUCAAUAAAAAAAUCCCAUGGUCA
This is a messenger RNA of Miniopterus natalensis, 2351 nucleotides long. RefSeq names its product ALG1 chitobiosyldiphosphodolichol beta-mannosyltransferase (gene ALG1). Gene Ontology annotation, molecular function: mannosyltransferase activity. The record is from RefSeq and is a predicted model, not a curated record. Gene Ontology annotation, cellular component: endoplasmic reticulum. Lineage: Eukaryota; Metazoa; Chordata; Mammalia; Chiroptera; Miniopteridae.